Molecule: messenger RNA, 7791 nt
Organism: Babesia bigemina
Lineage: Eukaryota; Apicomplexa; Aconoidasida; Piroplasmida; Babesiidae
Exons: 3
Coding region: 1-7791 (2596 amino acids)
Source: RefSeq, a predicted model, not a curated record
AUGUCUGAGAACCCGUCGGAUACAGAAGCGAUUGGUUACAAUGACGAGAGCGUUGACAGUGUCGGAGAACGUGGACGGCACCCUUUGACUGUUGUGGGUAUGGCUGGCGAGUUCGAGGGAUUUUUGGAGCUCUAUGAUCAGGAUGACGACACCGCCGCCGGCUUGAGUUUCAUGGAGAUCGCAGACGGCCCUGAGGAUGCGCCGGCGGGCGAGCCGGCACUGGCCCAAGCACCAGUGCAGGAACCCGCUGCUGUGCCUGCACCGGCGGAAGCCCCGCAGUCGGGAAAGCCUUCCAAGAGUCUCAUCAGUUUCCGCCGCAAAACGGCUACUAGCGCUGCCCCGGCAGCCGCUCCGCCUUCUAAUCCGCUGGGAUUCUUAGGCUCAAUCUUCAAGCCUACGUUCAAACCCGGUAAGAAGUACAAAUUCCGCAACGUCAACAUGGAGCUGGUUGACACUCACCUCGACUUGCUGGAUCCCAACGGCGUCAUUCAGGGCCGUUUCACGAUGAGCGAUGAGGACAGCCACACGCUGUCGAUUCUGACUGCUUUGAAGCAGCGGAAGUUCACCAAGUGUGACGUGAAAUGGGUGCCUGCACCCAAAGGAUCCAAGGAUGGCAUGGGUCACAUCCAGUUCGACUGCAAGACCAAGGUGCCCGCCGUGGGUUACGCCGGCCAGAUCCCGAUUGCCGUUUACGUGACCGGCCUGAGCAAAGAGAAGCAUCAGAAGAUCUACAUCAACACCGACGGCCUGAACUUCCGUCGCGACUUUGAGGAUAUUGAUCAGAUCCGUUACGCAAUUUUGCAGGCCCUGGGCAUAGACUUGGACCACCAGAUCACCAUCACCGAGGUGAACGGCCACCACUACAAGGACGACGCGUCGACGUACCAAGCCAUUGCGAAAUUGGUGGAGUCCGGGGGCACGAUCAUCAAGGUGACGGUGAAGCCGAUGAUCCGCCUGGAGGCGAACGUGCAGGAACCGUACUCGCCCACGUCGGAGAACUUCAACCAUGAGCUUGGCAACAUGACCAUCGACGAUUACGUGAAGACGCUCAAGAACCGGAAGAAGCUGUCCCAGCUCGCUCACGACAGCCUCGGUGAGAACGCGGAGGGGUUCACCUUGGUGGGCAUCAACGAGCUCCACGAGGGGUCUAAGGGGUUCAACGGCAAGAACCCCUCCAAGAUGCCGAUCGAGAUCGAUGAGAAGCUGACCUUCAUGCCAGACGUGACGGUGCGUUUCAACUACCUGGACAGCUUCGUGGCCAGCAAGAGCUUUGCCGUCCACACCCCCGCUGCCGAGGUGGUGACCCUGGGUCGUGACAUAGUGCGGAAGGCGCGUGGCGGCAAGGACAAGAACGCGUACCGCGUGUACGCGUACUCUUUGCCCGGCUGCCCCAUGGAGGAGCCCGACCUGUACGAGCUGAUGAAGGUGCGCAAGAACCUGACCAUCGAGCAGCUGCCGUUUGGCGAGGCGUGUUCGAACCGCCGCACGCACACGAUCGACUUCUUCUACCUGAACAGCAAGCCCGCGAACUACGUUUUCGAUGUCGACUUGACCAACCCCGACGGUACCCGGACGGAGACCAAGCGCAUUACUGUGAAGUACAUGGACGACAGCGACAUGUCCGUGCUGAAGGACGCGAUCGUGAGGGAGUUCGAGAAGGCCGGUUACCUGAUUACGCCUGACGACCUGACCUUCGUGAACGUCGUGCGCUCCGAUGGCGGCGACCUGACCGACAAGACCAGGAUUUCGAGUUUGGCUGACAUCCCGAAGGAGCAGAUGCUGGGCCACAUUUCUCACCUAACGUUGCAAGCCGACCCGCACCUUUUGGGUUACUUCACCGAGAACGACGGUAAGCGCGACACCUUCGAUAUCAAGCUGUCGACGACGAAGCCGUCAGCUGCCGACAUCAGGAACGCGUUCGAGAAUGAGCUCCACAUGCGCAACUUUCUGCGUCCCGACGAGAACCUGCACACCAAGAUCCGCUUCCACCCGCUGGACGACAAGCGGAAGGUGCUGCUGAACAUGUUCGUCAACCCCGAUGACCAGGGCCACUUCCCCGCCGGGACUAAGCUGCGGGGCAUGGCGGCUGAGGCCGACUCGCGGUACGAAUUCCCCGUUCGGUUCACCAACGACGACGGCAAGGUGCACCAGUUCUCCGUGCACGUGCCGUACGGCGCCAGCCAGCAGCAGAUCGAGGACCUGAUUGCGAAGGAGAUCGAGCGUCGCAAAUACGGCGAGCGUCCGCGUGAGAUGUUCAUCCGCAUGAAGGGCCACGCUGACGACGGGCUCGACGGCCUGUGGGACAACAAGGUGAGCGACGGCAUCGAGUUCGACGUGGAGCCGGCGCGUCUGCUCGACAUUGGCGGUGUCAUCGACGACAUCCCCACCAAGUUUUCGAUGAAGAUCCACCCGCACGAGGGCCGGGACGAGUUCGAGCGCGCCAUCCGCCGCAACCUGAUGCAGGAGCCGCAGCUGGAGGUCAAGUUCCGCAACGACCCGAACCGCAUCAACGACAUCUCCACGAUGGUCAUCAACGAGCGCGGCCACCCGUACAGCGACGAGGACUUCGCGCACGACCUGUACAACGACGUGCGUAAGGUGCGCGUCGGCAUAUCCGACCACCCGCUGACGCUUGUCUGGCGUGACCCGCUGAGCGGCAAGGACAGCACGUUCUGCUUCAGCCGCACGGCUGCUGGCGCGUGCCGCGGCGCGCCCGUCCACAUCUUGGCGAAGCUGACGUUCCAGCAGCUGUCCGAGAUUCUGCGCAACGCCAUCCGCUCGGAGAACCGCGAGCUGUACGAGGAGAUGGUUGCGCUGCCGCGCAAGGACGCGCAUCUGACGUCCGCCAUGAAAAUGUCGGGCGUAACUCUGGUCGGCGGCCAGUACAUCCCGACUCCCGACGUGGACCUGGGCGACUCCGCGGCGACUGUGGAGCACCUGUAUGGUCUGAAGCUGUCGCACAUCGGCUCGUUUGUGUUUUCGCUCAUGAACAAGGAGGAGCUGCAGCGUCAGCAGGGCCGGCUGAACGGGGGCCCGCGCAACAUCCGUCUGUCCAUGCAGAAGCACGGCGCCGAGCCCGAGUCGCACGUCGUGAUGGCCGACGACAUGGGCCCGCAGGAGCUGCGCAAUGUGAUCAACAAGUACUUCCGCGGCGUGGACGACGGGUCUCAGCUGGAGGGCCUGACCAUCAACGGGGAGGAGUACAAGGGCCAGCCCCUGUCCUAUUUCCUGAACAAGGCCGGCGACAAGAACAUGCCUCUGAAGCUCGACUUCAGCGUUGCGAACGACCGGAAGCGCGGCGCGGUGCCGUCCAUUAUGAACGUCCGCAUCCAGCCGAAGUACGACGAGACCCUGCGGAACUACUUCGACCGCGCCAUGGAGGAGCCCAACGACUUCGGCCUGUCGCCCCUGCACUCGUACUCCGUCGAGUGCGUGGACGCCACCGGCAAGCGGCUGCACGUGGACGGCAUCCUCGACCGCCCGGUGAGCUCGCUGGGCAUGUGCAGCGAGCUGAAGAUCCACCCGAAGUCGCAGGGGCGUGCGCGCGAUGGCGGCCGGCUGUACGAUAUGGAGCCCGAGCAGAAUAUGGAGGUGCACACGUCCAUCACCCUGGACGAGAACAAGGACAGCACGAGCAGCUUGAACCGUCAGCUGCGUAACUUCCUGAUGGAGCUGCCGGACGACGACGUGAAGCACGUGUCCAUCCUCAUCGACGACAAGCCCGUGAAAUGCUCGCUGUCGUCGCUGCGUGAGGCGUACAUGAUCCGUAACCUGACUGUUGACAUGCUGCUUUCGAUGUGCAACAUGGACUCGCGCCAGGCUAAGCCCAGCGUUUUCAAGAUAAACUGGGAAGCCCCCAACGGAGGCGAGGAUUCGGCUGGCAGUGCGAAGACCCGCAUAUCCGUGAACGCGGAAGGCGCCCCGCUGUGUUACUUCACGCUCCACAAGGGCCAGCACGACGUGGGCGUUGGCUCCACCGUGCCGAUCACGCUGGGCACCCUGAAGUCGCCCCUGAAGGAGUUCAACGCCAAGCUGUCGUCGAUGUUCGGCGAUACGCUGUCGCACAUCAACAACCUGCGCAUGUCCGUGGUGCGCAACGGUCUGCUGUCUCCGUGCAAGUCGGAGGGGUGGAUGAAGAACCUGGAGGAGUUCAAGAAGGCUACGCUGCAGUCCGUGUUCCAGAUGUGUGGCAUCCCCGUCGCCAUCCCCGAGGACAACACGUUUUACCACUUCCGGCUCACGAUCCCGUUCGGCGAGGACAUGACUUACACGUCUGGCGUGAGCAUGGGUGGGAGCGUCCCGGUGGAGAUGUUCUACAAGGACGACGACGAGUUUUCUGCGGUGCACUACAACGAGGACCUGCGCGUGCCGCUGUACGACUACCUGGAGAAGCAGCCGGACGUGGACCUGGGCAACCUGGACCGCUACGUUCUGAAGGUGAGGGGCGAGAACCCCGCCAACGAGACGGUGGGGCGCACGUACAAGCUGGACCACCUGCCGUCUGACAUGACGCUGUCGAGCGUGUUCCCGCACACUCCGAUGAACAACAUCGUGUUCGAGAUCGAGGACACCGGCGACCCGUACAACUCGUCUGGCAGCUGGAGCACGGGCAUGUCGUACCCCGUGAACGACUACAAGAACAACUUCGACGCGAUAAAGCAGCAGCUGAUUUUGAACUUGAAGUCCAUGCACGGCAACUCGCUUUCGAAGCUGAACGGGUACAACGUGAUGGUGAAGAUCAACGGCCAGAAGCACGAGUGCCGCAUCAAGAGCCUGGCUGACCUGGAGCGCAUGGACUUCGGGGAGUUCAGCCGCAACUGCGUGAACGUGGAGCAUGUGCAGAACAACCCGUCGAUGAACUUCAACGUGUCGUACGAGAGCGGCCGCGGUGAGCCCGAGAUAAACCUGUCGUGCAUCUGCGGCGACUACGACACGAUGCAGGCGUUCAACCUCAAGCCCGGCGACGUGAUCCCGAAGGCGCUGAUCGAGAAGCUGACCAAGAAGUACACCCCCAAGGACCUGGAGAGGGCGCAGUGGGGCAUCAUGAUCAACGGUGUCCAGGGCAACUGCCACGUGGACAACAUUUCCGCGCCGAUCUACCUGUCCGAGCUGCUGGAGAACUGUGGUGUCGACGACACCCACUCGCGCCACUUCGACAUCACGCUGCACGACUUCGCGGUCGACAAGGCGUUCGUGAACAAGGUGGCCAAGGAGAACAUGACCGCGAACGGUGGCAAAGGCCAGGGAGCUGCUGGUCAGAGUGUUGUCAUCAGCGGAGGCAAAGGCCAGGGAGCUGCUGGUCAAAGUGUUGUCAUCAGCGGUGGCAAAGGCCAAGGAGGUGCUGGUCAAGGUGUUGUUGUCAGCGGAGGCAAAGGCCAGGGAGGUGCUGGUCAAGGUGUUGUUGUCAGCGGAGGCAAAGGCCAGGGAGGUGCUGGUCAAGGUGUUGUCAUCAGCGGCGGCGUCAAAGGCCAGGGAGGAGCCGCUCGUGGUGGAACCGGCGCUGAAGGCGGCGCUGUAAACGUAACGAUGCAGGGCGCCGAGUCCGAGGGUGACUUCUCGCCGCUGCUGUUCCAGGACCACACGAUGCGUGCGCCGAACGAGUUCGCCAACGUGCACCCCAACGUCUUCGUGAACAUGCCGCAGGAUUACAAUGGGCCCCAGGUGAACGUGGACGGCAGGAAGAGCAUCAACGACUACGUGCGGGAGAUCGUGAUGGACGAGAACAACGUGCAACCGGGCGUGCCGAUGAACAUCCGCGUGAACACCAACGGCCACCAGUACAACCUGAACGACAUCCCCAUGGACGACCUGAAUUACCCGUCCGGUUACAUCAACGGCAACACGUCCAUCAACGUGCGCCCCGACACCAGCGGCAGCCUGCCCGGCACGGUCAGGACGUUCCAGCUGCCCGAGACGGACAAGCCACUUUCGUCGUACAUGAACCUGCUGCACAAGCGCAUCCCCGACAUGGAGAACAAGCGUCUGAUGCUGGUGGGCAACAAGACGAUGCUCGACGAGGACCGCAUCCCCGCGCACCUGAUGAACAAGCCGAUGAGCGAGCUGCGAAAGGAGGGGUUCGUGGUGUCGCUGGUGAACGACCCGCAUGACCUGCACCCGUCCGGUGCCGUGAAGGUGAACAUCCUGUCCAGGGACGGCUUCAGCAGCAGCGCCACCAUCAACGACCUGCAGGAGCCGCUGCGGAACGUGUUCGCGAAGAUCGGGGCGUCCGACGUGGACAUGAAUGCCCUGGCCGGCGCGCAGUUCAAGGUGGUGAUAGACGGCAUCGAGAAGACGUGCAACCUGCCCAAGCUUGACCGUCUGCUGACGUCCGUGUCCAUGCAGGACAUCCUGUACACCUGCGGCAUCAGGGACUUCAACCACUCGCACGACUUCACGCUGUUCUUUGACAGCCUGCUGGGCGGCGAGACCGGCGACCAUCGCACGCCGUUCAAGCUCGAGGUCGACCUCGAUAACAACGUGGACAGCACCAAAAACGUGGACUACUCCACCGGUGUGGAGCUGAGUGGCGGCGCGCUGGACUUCCUCAAGUCGAAGCCGAACAGCCACAUCUUCUUCGACAUGGAGGGCAAGGGCUUCCGUGAGUUCGUGGAGGUCGACACCGAGAAGUUCCGCCAGCUGCUGAAGGCCCACCCGAGCGUCGUCGACCUGCUUCUGCGCAUGGGCAUCCCGCAGGAACACCUCGGUGGCGUCGACUGUCUGAAGAUCAUUCUGUCGACCCUGUCGCAGGUGCUGCAGGGCCACCAGCAGUACGCGGUGAACAACGGGAAGGAGCAGAGCGGUUUCAAGCUGGACGACCCCAUCAGCAAGUACCAGUCCAUCGCCGACUUGGCGGCGAUCCUCAAGGAGCGUCCCGAGCAGGACGCGACGGUUUCCGUGGAGCUCGCCAAUGGCAACACCAAGGAGUUCGUGGUGUCCAACCGCGAGUUUUUGCACGCGUUGCACGGCGGCUUGAGCUUCAAGACCGUCGCUCUCUGGGGGCUGUCGCAGCAGGAGGCGGAUCAGAUAACGCGCAUCCACUUCAACACCGCGCCUUUCGGAGGGGCGCCCGACCAGCUGCCCGAGGAGGCACUGACCGCCGAAGGCGGCGCCGUAAAGGAAGCCGAAAAGGCUCCGGCCCCCGCCGGCCGCGGAGGCUCGCUCAACGCGGGUGUCAUAACGCCCGACACCCUGCUGCGAAGCGUGGGCGUGAUUUCCAAGGCUAUGAAUGAGCAAGAUCGCAACGUGAAAUUCGUCGUCCGCACGCAGGCUGGGGAGACGUUCGACAUCGUGGUGAAGGGUUCCAUGCUGAAGGACAACUCCAAGCACGGCCCUAAGAUUAUCGAUUUGUUGUCGUACUUCCUGCCGGAGAAGACGAUCUCCACCAUCGCCGCCGUCUCCGUGCAGCUGGUGAAGGACACGAGCCGCUUCUUCGUGCCGCUGAAGACGCACAAGCCCGUGGUGAUGCCGAUAAUGGCGGCUGACGUUCCCGAGGAGUGCGACAUCCAGGAGUUCAAGAACUCGUGGAACCCCCCGGAGACCACGUACAGGCGGCUGACGUUGCAGGAGGCCAUCGACAACUACCGCUCGCACUUCAAGGUGAAUGGCGACGCGGUGGUCAAGGCGGCCUACCUGCUGCGCAAGGAGCCCGGUAACAACAUCUCCGCGGAGGUGCUGUUCGACGAGGACCACCCGGCUGACGACGGCAAGCUGAAUCGCAAGAUCGGUAAGGACGUUGAUAGCGGCAGCACUAUUUUCGUCCGCUUCAAGUCCUCGGGCGAGCUUGCCCCCUGA